Messenger RNA from Castor canadensis (American beaver), 512 nucleotides. Lineage: Eukaryota; Metazoa; Chordata; Mammalia; Rodentia; Castoridae. The record is from RefSeq and is a predicted model, not a curated record.
AAAGAGUCCAAAAGGAGAUCAAGGAAGUAAUUGGCUCACAUCGCCCACCAGCUCUUGAUGACCGCAACAAAAUGCCAUACACUGAAGCAGUUAUCCAUGAGAUUCAGAGAUUUUCAGAUCUCCUCCCUAUUGGUGUGCCACACAUGGUCAUCCAAGACACUGCAUUCCGAGGGCACAUCAUCCCCAAGAACACUGAAGUUUACCCCAUCCUGAGUUCUGCUCUCCAUGACCCACAGUACUUUGAAAAACCAGAUGACUUCAACCCUGAACACUUUCUGGAUGCCAAUGGUGCAUUUAAGAAGAAUGAUGCUUUUAUUCCUUUUUCCAUAGGGAAGCGCAUUUGUCUUGGUGAAGGCAUUGCCCGCAAUGAGUUGUUCCUUUUCUUCACCACCAUCCUCCAGAAUUUCUCCUUGGCCAGCCCCGUGGCCCCUAAGGACAUCGAUCUCACACCCCGAGAGAAUGGUUUGGGCAGAGUACCUCCCACUUACCAGAUCUGCUUCUUACCCCUCUGA